GCAAAUCGAGGAACAGAUGCGGAACAGGGAGAAGAAGCAGCACAUAUCGGGCAUACAGCGGUAGAGGGGGCGAGCGACUGUUGCCCUUCAUCAUUUCACCACAGCUACUUUCAAUUGCGGGCCCGUUGUAUUAUUUUAUCGAUUUGGACUCGAAUAUAUACUGAACCGCUGUGAAAAUGGCGCAGCCAGACAGCAAGAAAAUAUUCUUUGAGAACCUGUCGGGAGCGGGGAAAGCUAUCGCCGUGCUGACGAGCGGAGGGGAUGCUCAAGGGAUGAAUGCUGCUGUACGUGCUGUGGUUCGAAUGGGGUUAUAUGUGGGAGCAAAAGUUUAUUUCAUUCAUGAGGGAUAUCAGGGUAUGGUGGACGGUGGAGAGAACAUUAAGGAAGCCUCAUGGGAAAGCGUCUCCAGCAUGCUACAAGUGGGUGGGACUGUCAUUGGCAGUGCCCGCUGUAAAGAGUUUCGCACCCAUGAGGGACGCCUGAAGGCAGCUCACAACCUGGUGCAGCACGGAAUCACCAACCUGUGUGUGAUCGGUGGAGAUGGCAGUCUGACAGGAGCCAACCUCUUCAGGGAGGAGUGGAGUGGGCUUCUGACGGAGCUGGUGGAGCAAGGCUUGAUCGAAGCCGAUGCCGUUCAGAAGUAUUCGGCCCUUCACAUUGUGGGGAUGGUUGGCUCCAUUGAUAACGACUUCUGUGGAACCGACAUGACAAUCGGUACUGACUCUGCUCUGCACAGAAUCAUCGAGGUGGUGGACGCAAUUAUGACAACUGCUCAGAGUCACCAGAGGACAUUUGUGUUAGAGGUCAUGGGCCGACACUGCGGCUACCUUGCCUUGGUGAGCGCCCUGGCUUGUGGUGCUGACUGGGUGUUGAUCCCUGAGAUGCCCCCAGAGGACGGCUGGGAGGAUAAGAUGUGUCAGAAACUGUCAGCGACCCGUUCCAGGGGCACAAGGCUGAACAUAAUCAUAGUUGCAGAGGGAGCCAUUGACAGGCAUGGGAAGCCUAUAACCUCUAGUUUGGUCAAGGAUAACCGAGCAGGGAUGAAAAGGCUGAAUAUCAUAAUUGUAGCUGAAGGGGCGAUUGAUCAGAACAACAUGCCCAUUACCACUGACUAUAUCAAGAAUCUUGUUGUUAAAUGCUUGGGUUUCGACACGCGAGUGACAAUCCUGGGGCAUGUGCAGAGAGGAGGGACCCCUUCUGCUUUUGACCGCAUACUGGCCAGUCGAAUGGGUGUGGAGGCUGUUCUUGCCCUUCUGGAGACCACAGCCAACACGCCAGCCUGUGUGGUCUCUCUGUGCGGUAACCAAUCGGUGCGCCUGCCUCUGAUGGAGUGUGUACAGAUGACUCAAGAGGUCCAGAAGGCCAUGGAUGAGAAACGGUUCGAGGAGGCAGUUAGGCUUCGGGGCAGGAGUUUCGAAAACAACCUGAAGACAUACAAACUGCUGGCUCAUCGUAAACCAGAAUCCGAACUGCCAGUUAGCAACUUCAAUGUGGCGGUGUUGAAUGUUGGUGCCCCUGCAGCUGGCAUGAAUGCUGCAGUUCGUUCAGCCAUCAGGGUGGGCAUCUCUGAGGGGCACAAGAUGUUUGCGGUCAGUGAUGGGUUCGAGGGAUUCUCCAAAGGACAGAUUAAGGAGAUUAAAUGGGCUGAUGUUGGUGGAUGGACGGGACAAGGUGGAUCUCUGCUUGGAACCAAAAGAACACUUCCUGCAAAGCAUAUUGAUAAAAUUGCUGAGCAGAUGCAGAAGCACAACAUUAAUGCACUGCUAAUUGUUGGCGGAUUUGAGGCCUUCCUGUCACUGCUGGAAUUGUUAACGGCUCGCGGGAAAUAUGACGAGUUCUGUGUGCCCAUGGUCAUGGUCCCAGCCACUGUCUCCAAUAAUGUGCCAGGCUCAGACCUCAGCAUUGGCGCUGACACGGCUCUGAACGCCAUCACUACUACUUGUGACCGCAUCAAGCAGUCGGCCAGCGGGACCAAGAGACGCGUGUUCAUUAUUGAGACCAUGGGAGGCUACUGUGGCUACCUGGCCAGUGUAGGAGGCCUGGCUGCUGGAGCUGAUGCUGCCUACAUCUAUGAGGAGCCAUUUGACAUCAGAGACCUGCAGGCCAAUGUUGAACACUUGACAGAGAAAAUGAAGACCAGCAUUCAGAGAGGACUGGUUCUCAGGAACGAGAACAGUAAUGAGAACUACACUACAGACUUUAUCUACCAGCUGUACUCUGAAGAAGGGAAGGGAGUGUUUGACUCCAGGAAGAAUGUGCUGGGACACAUGCAGCAGGGAGGAGCACCGUCUCCGUUUGACCGCAACUUUGGGACCAAGAUCUCUGCCAAGGCGAUGCAGUGGGUUACUAAAAAGCUGGUGGAGACAUUCAGACACGAUGAAGGCCGAGUGUUUGCUAACGGUGAGGAUUCCUGCUGCCUGCUGGGGAUGCGUCGCAGGGCUCUGGUCUUCCAGCCAGUUGUACAACUCAAGGACCAGACUGACUUUGUUCACAGGAUCCCUAAGGAGCAGUGGUGGUUGAAGCUGCGUCCUCUGAUGAAGAUCCUGGCUAAGUACAAGACGAGCUACGACGUCUCAGACUCUGGACAGCUGGAGCAUGUUGUACGCAACCGGCCUAAAGAAUCGGACGCUUCAGUAGCAAUGUGAAGGCCUGUACAUCUUGCGGCCUGCAACGUCCGGUCUCUGUGUCAGACUGAAAGUCUGUGAGGUGUCAGUUGGUGUGUUGUAAAAGAGCUCCAGUAACGUCAAUGUCAACUGCAGUUUCUGUUUGGCCACAUACCAUGUCAUUUCCCUUUCAGUGUCACUCCUCUCUGUUUUGUCUUGACAAAGUCAUGAACUGUAACCUUGCCUCUGCUGUGUUUCUAACAUCAAAUACACACAUGCUCUCACACACAUAGAAACAGCUGACCUGCCAUACAUUUGUGUGUCCUUGUUGCCCCGGAUGUUUAGUGUCACCAUUGUUUUUAAAUUGCACUUUCUCUGUAUGCGGUUGUUUAGGCAGGCUCUGAGACCAGAGCUGCACGAGGACUGAAUAGACUGUAAAAACCAGUUUGUGUGUGUGUGUAUCUGCCUAGAACCAGUGUGAGGUUCAGCAUAUUUAUGUGAGACUGAUGCAAUACAGUUGUACUGCUGCAAUUCAAGAGAACUGCUUGCUGUGCUUUACACUGAAACUAAUAUUGAUAUUUUUAACAUUGUUGAUUUUGCUUGUAAACAUGGAUAUAUUAUUAACUGUAGGCACUGCUAUACUGAAUAGCUGUAUAUUCAUGUCAUAUUGCACCAACAAGUUAGAUGUGUAAGAGACUGUUUCCCACAGAAUAAAAAUCUGAUUUGAGAAGCUUUACCCUA
Messenger RNA from Micropterus salmoides (largemouth bass), 3344 nucleotides. RefSeq names its product phosphofructokinase, platelet a (gene pfkpa). Gene Ontology annotation, molecular function: identical protein binding; ATP binding; AMP binding. Bases 177 to 2645 code for a protein of 822 amino acids. Gene Ontology annotation, cellular component: membrane; cytoplasm; 6-phosphofructokinase complex. Gene Ontology annotation, biological process: fructose 6-phosphate metabolic process; canonical glycolysis; fructose 1,6-bisphosphate metabolic process. The transcript has 24 exons. The record is from RefSeq and is a predicted model, not a curated record. NCBI's taxonomy places the organism in Eukaryota, Metazoa, Chordata, Actinopteri, Centrarchiformes, Centrarchidae.